Molecule: messenger RNA, 2332 nt
Organism: Sciurus carolinensis (gray squirrel)
Lineage: Eukaryota; Metazoa; Chordata; Mammalia; Rodentia; Sciuridae
Gene: Oip5
Product: Opa interacting protein 5
Exons: 6
Coding region: 196-939 (247 amino acids)
Biological process (GO): CENP-A containing chromatin assembly; chromosome segregation
Cellular component (GO): chromosome, centromeric region; chromatin; nucleus
Source: RefSeq, a predicted model, not a curated record
CAAUAGAAAAACUGAUUUUCCAGCCCAGCAGGCUCGAGCUCUACCCUACACCUCACCAAUACGCAGGGAAGGCGUGUGGGUCUUGUCCCAGCUGCUACGGCAGAGCGCACGGCCUACGUUGUCCACUUAGGACACCAGGGCCGCGCUUGGGGCUGAGUUGCGGGCGAGUUUAAAACAGGAGACCGCAGCAGGAAGAUGGCGGCUCGGCCGCGGCGGCCUCGGCCACGUUGUGCAAAGUUGUCCCGAGAUGACUUUUGUGACGGCGCUAAGGAAGUGAUCGACGAAACCUCUCUUACCACCUCCAUGGAGUGGGACACGCAGGUGGUGGAGGGGUCCUCGCCACUUGGUCCGACGGGACAUGUGGCGAAGGAACCCCCAACCAGCCCGCUGCUGCCGUCGUGGCUGCAGCCCGAGAGAUGCGCGGUGUUCCAGUGCGCGCAGUGCCACUCUGUGCUCGCGGAUUCGGUGCACCUCGCCUGGGACCUGUCGCGUUCCCUCGGGGCCGUGGUCUUCUCUAGAGUCACAAAUAACGUCGUUUUGGAAGCGCCCUUCCUGGUUGGCAUUGAAGGUUCGCUCAAAUGCAGCACUUACAACCUUUUAUUCUGUAGUUCCUGUGAGAUUCCCAUUGGAUUUCAUCUGUACUCCACCCAUGCUGCUUUGGCUGCCUUGAGAGGUCACUUCUGCCUUUCCAGUGAUAAAAUGGUGUGUGGUACCAUGGAAUUAUUCAGAAGAUAUUCUUUCAUUAAACAAAAUCCAAGAAGCUAUCUCUUAAAAACAAGAGCUAUAGUAAGUGCAUCUGAAAUGGAUAUUCACAAUGUGCCUCUAUCAGAAAAGAUUGCAGAGCUGAAAGAGAAGAUAAUGUUAACGCAUACUCACUUAAAUUCAUUAAUGAAGAUUCUGAAUGAAGUGACUCCCAACCAGUCCAAGCCAGAAAACUGAACCAAGCCUUGAAUUUCAGCUUCAGACUUUUUUGCUAUCAACAGACUGUUCAGUCAUUUCUUUAAAAAAAGUCUUCAAGAACAGGAUGGGGACUGGGAUUGUAGCUCAGUGGUAGAGCUCUUGCCUACCAUGUGUUAAGCACUGGGUUUGAUCCACAGCACCACAUAAAAAUUUAAAAAAUGAAGGUAUUGUGUCCAUCGUAAACUUUUUUUUUUUUUUUUAAUGGGAUGGGGGUGGAGAUUGAGACUGGAAAAUGUGAUUUAUUAUGUUUACCUCUAGGCCAAUUUUCCAAAUUAGUUUUGAAGUUGUUCUUAGAUGAGAAAUUAAGGAGUCUUUUGUCCAGGUUUCAUAGCUGUAUCCUUAAGAACUGAUUUCAUAAUACUUAUGUUCAAAAACAUCUUACACUCCAAAUGUAGGUAUUAAGAUAUAAUAUCCCACAUGUCCUGAGAUAAAGAUGCACAGUUGAUUUGAAAAUACAACUAGACUUUAAUGUUGACUACUGGUAUUCCUACAUGGAGCAACUGUUAUAUGAAUACUGAUGAAGCAUUUUUUAUGUUAAAUGCAGAUAAAUAAUAUUCUAUAGGUAAUAUUUAACAAAUUGCAUAAUGUAGUUAUCUCUUUAUUGUUGUAAACUAAGCUUAAUGAUAAUAAUGAUCGAAAACAUCAAAGUACUGAUGGCUGUCUGUUCCACUGGAGAACACAUACCAGAAACUGCCACAAGUAUGCAGAUUGUUUGUCCUUUGACAGUACAGGCCAAUGUCAGAAUAGGCCUAGGAAAGUCUCCUUUUACCAUCACAAUUUUCAGCAUUAGAUGAAAAUUACCAUUUCAAAUAACAGAUAACACAAUGAAAUUUCAGUGCAUUCUCAGCCCAUGCUGCUUUAUUGCUAAAAAAUAUACAUAUACACAGGUGCAGAGUUUCCAACUCUUAAAACAGUUCCUUUUUACAACAAGGAAUAAAAUUUCUUCUUCAAAGCUCCCAAAGAUGCAUAGAUUAAAAAGCAAGCUGCCUUUUGUAAUACUUCAAACAUAAUAAAAUCCUUUAACAUCUUAUAGACCAAUGGUACAAUGGAAUACAUAGAAUAGCAAGUAAACACAGUGAUCGACUCCUGUAUUUAGGGGACAGUAAAUAAACUAUUCAGAAGGGCACACUAAUAUCCUGAAACUUUAAUUACAAAGAUGAGUGUAGUUUUAAGAUAAAUGCCAAGAUUAAUGCUACUAAUACUGUUGUUUAAAUUUUGAUAUCAUUGCCAGAAUAUCUUCCUUACCCUUGGGAUGAAGAAAAAAAAUAAAUUUUUUUUGGAGGCCCUGGGGAUUGGACCCAGCUAUUCAGGCAUGCUAGGCAAGUGAUCUACCAUUGAGCUAUACCCCGGCGCCCCAAUUUUUUUUUUUUUU